CAUUUCAUGGCAGGCGUUUGACGCAUUUGUUAAAAUUUCGACUUUUCGUGACAGCACGUCAUUUUCGACAUUUGAUUGAUAAUUUUCUAAAGAUCCAUCAAAUUAGUUUGUUUGAAAGUUAGUUUAGGUUCGAAAUGUUAACAUUUCAUUAGCUUUAUAGUUUUAUUACGAUGUGAUAUAGUGGGUACCAUUUUAGGUUGUAUCUAGGUAGUCCAUAAUGACUGCUCAAAAGUGUGUAGUGGAAGGUUGCAACUUGGAGUACGACGUUGUUUGCAGCUUUUCCUUCUACAAUGUAAACACAGGGUCCGAUAGCGAGCCAAUCCGGCAAGAAUGGAUCGAGGGUGCUAUGCAGGAGGAGAGCGAGUGUCUAUGGCGCCAUGUCAGUCUACAGCUGUGCGGGUACCACUUCGAGCUGGACGCACAAGGGCUAUGGAUCGACUCCCCCAUGCUGCCAGAGCUCCUCACUCUUCAGGAGCAGGUGGCUCCCAUCACACCGACUGCCCAAGAUAAGAGAGGCCGGGACCCGUCUGGCGGCUUCCAAGGCCUAUUCGAACGAUUCAUAGGCAGGAACUCUAAAGCCGCUGACAUAAUCCGGAUGGAACAUAACUACAGCGAGGAGCCUCCGAAGCAGGACCCUCCGGAAAACGUCUCCAGGCUGAAUGUUCGCCAGCUGGUUGACACACUUGGCUAUUUAUCUCUAAAGAACCUGCAACGCAAGCAGUUGUGGGUGGUGAAAGUGGAGACGGACAAGGCUGAAGCUUCCAUCACACAAGCGGAGCAGGUCAUCGCCAAGAUGCAGGAUCCUAAGCAGAUCAUUGAGAUCAUACCACAACCCCAGGCGGAAACGGAAGACCAACCAGCCCAGAACGAAGUCAGCAUCAUGGAGGAGUCCACCAUCUCCGACAACUUCAUUUAUGAGAUAGCUGAGGAACAGGAGAUCACUAUGGAUGAGGUGAAAGAGAUCCCAGCGGAGACGAACAAGGAAUGGAUGGUGAACAUAAUACCUGAAGAGAACAAGCCUAAAUACGCCUACAUCAAGCACUGUACCACCGGCAAGAAGAAGCGACACUUCACCGCGGAAAUGAACGAAAUUACUCUGCAAGGCGACUACGAAAACUACUACAUCCUCCCCGACGCGGACCCGUCCGUGGGCGUCGAGAUCACGACCAGCUACGAACCGGACAACUAUAUAGUCGAGGAGUACGAGCACCUGGUGCUGGAAGACCGCCCUCGCAAACGCAAGGACACGCCCGGGGAGAGUGGGAGGAAGAAGAAGAAGCGGCUCAGCUCUUCUAUGAGGGAACAGGUAAAACAAAUAAAAUCAGAAAUCGCCGAAGACUGGGUGAUUGAUAACAGCAUAGUGUACGAGCAGGAAGAAGAAUACGACGAGAAAAAGGGAUCGCCGCGCGUGCGCCGGAAAAAUAAGAAAUACCUCGGAAAUAAACUAACAUAAAACAAAUUGGACCUACGUUGAUAUAACACUUAUGUACGGUAAGAAAUGGUUAAAGUCGGGUUAUUGGGGCCCACAUUGUAUGUUUUAGUUAUCAAACCGAACUUAUUGAUUCAGGGUUCGAAAGGAUAAUUAUCAAUGAUAGUUGUCUUGAUAAUUAUCGUGAUUUUUAUCGAUUUGAUAAUAACCUAAAAUAAUCAAUAUUAGGUCAGUUUUUAUUUGUACAUAGAAAAAGACGCCCCCAAUCAUUAUUUUUUACUAUCAAAGAAUUCGAAGAAAAUAAAUAUAGCACCAUCCAUACCUGGGAUAAUUAUCCGAUAUUUAUCUGAUAAUUAUCGCAAUAAUUAUCAAACACUAGAAUUGUCUGGAUAAUUUCGAACCCUGUUAUUGAUUGUAAUAGAUAUGUAGUUUAAAAAAGAAUCAUGUUUUGAGUGUGUCAACUGACAAAGAUGCUACUGCGCCAUGUUUUCUGGUCACUGAAUAAUCAAAAAACGUUUUUUUCACACCGAAUAAUAUAUAGCGCCGUAAAGCGCCAUCUACAUUAGCUGUCACAUUAAGCAUGUAUUUAUCUUAAGCUUUAUACACCUAUAGUAUUUUUCAAAUAGCGUGGGUACGGUGACAGCUGUCAUCUCCAUACAAUUUACACCACAUCGGUGGCAAACAAGCAUACGUCCCGCCUGAUGGUAAGCAGUCACCGUAGCCUAUGGACGCCUGCAACUCCAGUGUAACGUGCGCGUUGCCGACCCUUUAAAAACCUGUACACUCUUUUUUUGAAGAACCCCAUACUGUAGCCCCUCGGGAAAACCUCGGAAGGGAGACAACUAAUAACGUUAAGCCUUAAAACGCAAAAUACAAAAUAUCUAAUGAGAUGACAGCUGUCACCGUCCCCAAACUAUGUGAAAAAUACUAUAGUAGGUAUAGUAGUCAUCAGAUAUAUUGGAGCGGCCAGGGUGCUCACAAAUAUCUAAACACGCUUGUAUUGUCAAGGCGCUAGAGUGCGUGUUCAGAUAUUUUUGAGCACCUCGGCCUCUACGAUAUAUCUAGCGACCGUUACAAUCAUUAUUUGAUAUGAAUGCACCUUUAGAAUUAUUUAGUGUAAAAAAACAUAAAAUCGCUACAGUAUGUAAGUGUGUAUGUUGUAUAUUGGAUGAAUUUGUAUGAAUGCCUACCUUGUCAGUUUUUAUCUACUAUAAUAUUUUUUACAUACAUUGUGUACGGUGAGAAUUGUCAUCUACAUACAAUUUAUAUCCUUAAAACGCAAAAUUGUCAGCUGUCACUGUACCCAAGCUAUGCGAGACGUGGUAUAACUUGUACUUUAUGUACUGAUAAUAAUUUUGUGCAAUAUGAUAUUUAAAAGUAAUUCAUAAACAUAACGAUUAUGUCCGAACACUCAACAUUAUAUAUCAUAAAUAGGUAUUGUUUAAAUUAUUUUAUAUCAACAUGACGGACUUAUUUCUAAAAGUUCAUCUAAGAUUCAUACACUUUAUUUUUCUUUAAGAUCAAUGACAUCAAAAUUGACAAUACAUUAUGUGAAGUUGUGUAUUCAUUAUUUUAUAUUUAUAUGUAUGUGUCCCAUAUAUAGAUAACCUAUAAUUUUAGCGUGGUUCACUUUUGUAUGGAUUGACACUAACGCAAAAUUUUGUUAAGUAGAAAUUAAAUUACCAACUAGUUUGGCUUGUAAACUGAGUUUUUAUCGAAUAUAACAUAUAAAAAAUUAAAACAACAUUUUAAUUGUCAUUUCUGUAUAACCCGCUUAAUACGAUUUUACACGAAAUACGACAUUUUACACGUUUUCGUUUUUUUUGGUAAAAAAAGCGGGUUUUACUGAUUCGUUUUUAUACCUGGCUUGUAGAAGUUUUUCAUUUUAUAUGAAAUAAUAUAUAUAGGGUAAAUCGUCAAUUACUGGCCACCUUACACAAAGAAUGAAUUUUAUUCACCUAUAAAUAUAAUUAAUUUUAGUAUAAGGUUUCAAUAACUAGCCACUUUAUACUAAAAUGAAUUCUGUUAUAGUUGAAUAAAAUUCAUUUUUAGUAUAAGGUGGCCAGUUAUUGAUCAGUGGCCACUAAUUGACGAUUUACCCUACAUGUCGUAAUACUAGAUUUUUUUUUUAAUUCUGCCUAAACCACGGUUUAUUUUCUAAAUUAGUGUAAAAAUCUAGUAAACCCAUGUUUUUUAAAUAAAUCAUUCAGUUUGUAAUUAUGAGGAUGUGGACGCGUUGACUAUUCCACAGACCAUAUAAAGAACUAGACACCUCAAGUGUCUCACGUUUCAUUGUACACACUGAUCACCACCCAGGCCCACACGAUUUGUCAGAUGAUUGUUGGUAAAAUUGAAAAAGCCUCAGUACGCCGUUUAUUAAAAAAAAAAAAAACAUUUUUAAAUAGCUCUCGUUAUGGCAUUGUAAGCCCAGUUUUCAUAUGCCAGAUAUUAUAAACUAGCGACCCGCCCCGGCUUCGCACGGGUGCAAUGCUGAUGUAUUAUACAUAUAAACCUUCCUCUUGAAUCACUAUCUAUUAAAAAAAACCGCAUCAAAAUCCGUUGCGUAGUUUUAAAGAUCUAAGCAUACAUAGGGACAGACAGCAGGAAGCGACUUUGUUUUAUACUAUCUAGUGAUACAGCUUGAUUGUCUAAUCUACUACCCAAUUUGUACUAUGGGAAUGUUGCAUUCGGGAAAUUAGGUAUUAGCCUCCUAAGACCCCUCGUACAAAAUUUUGUACAUAUUCUACAAUCUAUUCUGAACUUUUCUUAACUAAGGGUUUCAAAAUUCAAAAACAAAACCACUAUGUCUGGGUCUUAGGAGGAAUUGGCCAGUUGCUCUGUCGUUUUAGUGUCUGGUAUAUGAGUUUCAAAACUUCAAACUCUGUUAAAUCCAUCUGUCAGAUAAUAGGGUAGAUAUUUGCUGAGAGGGUCAAAUGGAUUUUAGUGACACAUAAAACACAGAUUAGGUGUGCAAAAACCAACACGUUUGGUUGUCAUACCCUUGAGGACUUACGGUAUCUAGUUCAAUCUAUGGUCUGUGAUUAUAAUAAUAUCGUUAUGUAAAUAUCGAUUACAUUUAAAAAAAUAAACAUAAUUAGGAAGAACAAGUAAGAAAUGGGUAAAGAAGUGUAAAAAUACAAUGAAAUUAGUUGUAGAAACUAGUCAUUGGGAUAGAGGGCUCUGUAAUAAAAUUAAAAUGUCUAAAAUAGUGCAAAAAGUUGCCACAAAGACGGCUGAAGUAGACGGUGUAAUUUGGUUGUAAAAGCUAACGUUUGACAAUUCUAUUAUCACAAAAGUUGUGUACUUUACGCGUCUUAACCCUUUUUCCAGGCAUUAUACAAUUGACCACAUACGCACCAAUAGAAUUUCAACUUUAGCGAUUCCGAUUUAAGAUUCAAAUUAGAUUGCACUUUCGGGAAAUGUGAUUUGCCUUCCAAAUCAUCGAAGCUGAAUUAAUUGGAAUAAAUGUGCCAUUUUCAACCAAAAGGGUACUUAUUGUCGCUUGUCAGUAAGGCGCUAUUUCCAUAUAGCUUCAAUUAGAAAUCAACCUUAUCGACAAGCGACAAUGUGGUACCUUUUGGUUGAAAACGUCACAUAUUAGGAUUUUUUUGGGAAAACCUGAUCGGUGCGGCGUGGAAAAGGGUUAUACAUUAACAUUACUCUGUUUUUGACAAAACAAUGUCACCGAAAGAAAAUGUGGCUUUCCGCACAGAAGGGUCCUUAUGCUUCAAGUGCAAUAAGGUCCUUUUUAUCUGAAAUUCCAACAGAAAUUCUCAUAGAAAGAUAGACCCUUCUAUGCUGGAAAGCCACAAAAAGUAACUACUAUCCAAAGUAUUUUAUAUUAUUGAUUUGAUAGUCCAUGUUUGGAAGAACCCUUUUUUCUGAAUUAAUCUAAAGUACCUUUAUGUUUGAACAUACACAUUGAAGUUAAAUAUAAUAUUAAAUCAUUUUACGGUUUAGACUCACUUGUUUUAGUCACUCGCGCGACAUGUUUCGGAGAGCCUAGGUCUCCUUUCUCAAGCACUAAUAGUGCGAGCAGCGUUCACGACCGUAAAAUGAUUUAAUAUUAGUAUGUCUCACAACAGUUUAAAUUCGAUUAAAUAUAAUAAUCGAAAUUAAACUGUUGUGAGACAUACUAACAUUAAAUAAUUUCACGGUUUAGACUCACUUUUUAAAUAUAAUGUUUCUGAUUGUUUAAAGAGCCUUAGAGUUUUGUAAAAAUCGAUGCUGGACUGAAUUGUAAGAAAUAAGAUAGACCAAGGAUACAUUGUGUAGCCAGUGUCUAAAUCAUGUGACGUUUUCAAUCAAAAGGUACCACAUUGUCACUUAACAUAAGGACGAAAAUUGCUUUACGAAAAACCUGUCAGAGCGGCCUUAUGCCAAGCGGCAAUGUGGUACAUUUUGCUUGAAAACGACACAUAUUACGAUUAAGUACAUACCAUCCUCCACACGUGUCAAUGAGGUCGGCCGGUCGAAGUAUUUAGCAGAUGGCGCCAGCAUAGCUUGCUCUGUCUAUCCCUAGACAUGUGUAAAUUUUUGGUUUUUUUAUGGAACUUUAUGCCCUGAAUGCCAGCCCUUUUAGCCAAAUCUCAUAGGAAAACCGGCCAAGUGCGAGUCGGACUCGCGCACCGAGGGUUCCGUACUUUUUAGUAUUUGUUGUUAUAGCGGCAACAGAAAUACAUCAUCUGUGAAAAUUUCAACUGUCUAGCUAUCACGGCUGAUGUGAUACAGCCUGGUGACAGACGGACAGCGGAGUCUUAGUAAUAGGGUCCCGUUUUUACCCUUUGGGUACGGACCCUAAAAAGGGGCAAGUUAUUUUUUUUUUUUUUUUUAUUAAUUCAAAAAAUUUACACAGCAUUACAGCGAACGAAUACACUGAGAAAUUUAUAAUAGAAAGUAUUUAUACAACUAGGUACAUGAUACAGUCUAGAAAGGACAACAGAACAAAUGUAAGAAAAAAAAAACUAAUACAUAACAGAUGAUUCACGCUUAUCCAUCGCCUCACAGUACCUCAUACAUUCUUUACACAGAUCCAUCCAACUACUUGCAAAUAAAUCACAUUCCGGUGCUGAUGCGAGGAGCGCGUUGAUAUACUGUAGAGCGCGGACAAGUGGUGAUUUGCCAUGAGACAUAGUGCGCGUUUUAGGCACAGCUAAUAGGUGAGGACUUCGUGGUCGUAAAUUAAUUUGGGCCUUAGCUAUAGAUGGUACGAACAGGCGUACGAGCUGUGCAACCAGUUCAAGGCAGUCCGAGUUCCCCCGUAAGACAUAUCAUGGCGCCAUCUAUGCAAAACUUUGACAGUUGCCAACCCCAUUCCUAAUCCCUCUUAUCUUGUAACACAGACAUACGGUCCAACGCUGGUUAUUUGUGGCUUUCCUAAAAAGGUCCUUUCUAUCUGAAAUUCCAACAGGAAUUUUUAUAGUUUUUUUUUAUUGCACAUGAAAUAUAAGGACCCUUCUCUAGUGGAAAGCCACAUUUAAUAGUGUUCCUGUUGAUACCGAAAUUUUACAUCUGAAAGAAAAAUAUGUCGUUUUCAAGCAAGAAGUACCAUAUUGUCGCUUGCCAUAAGGAUGCUCUUACAGGUUUUUCGUAUAAAGAUACAAGCAAUUUUCGUCCUUAUGUUAAGCGACAAUGUGGUACCUUUUGAUUGAAAACGUCACAAAUAAUGCCAGAGGCGAUAUGUCAGAUCAUUAACAGAAUGUUGGUGAUAAUGAAUACACAUAAUUUAAUUAUAUAUACAAGUAUUUACAAAACUUGUAUUACUCGUGUAGGUUUUUUUUUUUGUAAAAUAUACCGUAAAAUUUUAUGAAACUUAUGUAUUUGACACUGGCCAUACAAUAAGUGUGUAUAAUGUAAGGAAUCACUAUAAGAAUAUUUAGAACGGAAACAAAUAUCGACAUUUUGGUAUUUAUAUUAAACCGCGUUGCCAACUUGUAUAUUUUUAUUUAAUUACUUGUAGAAGUGAAUAAAAAAACUAAUACGAUUUUUUUAGUACACUGAUAAUGAUAAAAUACUAAUAUACUUUAAUGGUACGUGGAUUUGACUUCGUAUUAGAUGCGGCAACGCGCAUGUUAUACCCACUUACAACCGCUCAUAGGCUACGGCCUCCUUACAAUUAGAGCCGUGUGCUUAUUUGCCACCAUAGAAGUCUUUAUUCACUUCUAUGUUAUACGCUGAUAUAUAGCUUAUGUUUGGUGUUUUUCAUAUUUUUAAGUCAAAUCUAGUUUAGUAAUAAAAAACUAAAAAGCACAGUUUUCUUUUUGUUUUUUUUUUUUACUUGAAAAGAGGAAAGUAGCAUUUCUAAAUUCACGAAACUAAUACAUAGUUAUGCUUAUCUAUUUUUAUUACUAAACUUGAUUAUAAUAACAUAUGUUCACACGAAACUUUUGUUUCUCUUUUACUCUUAAUAAGUAGAGAGAGACGAGAAUCAUUUGAAAUAAAUUAAGAAUACGGUUUUGUACACUUAAUAGUUUGGGGUUUAGAUUUGACAAAAAACAUUAAAUUGGGGUAAAAACUUAUUGUAGUCAGUCAAAGCUAACGUCAAAUUCCUAUGAAAAUAUGACUAGGAACUGCCACACUUUGUUACUGUUUGGUGCAGAGUUAGCUUAGACGGACAUGGUCUUGGAUUUUUUUAGUCAAAUCUUAAGUCCAAAAAGCUUUUAUUAACCCAUGUCAUAUUUGAAUGUACAUUGCCGGAUAUAGUUUCAUUAUUUACCUAUCUAAGAUAAUUAUAGAAUUUUACCAAGUAAUUUUUAAUCAGAUCGGUUCCGCCGGUAAAUUAUGUGUAAGGCUUGUAACAUGCCGCAUUGUGGCAUGCCACAAACAUAUAUAUGUAUGCUUUCGCCAGAAAGCACCAUAUUAUUAGCUUAAAAGUGAUUUAAUCGCGUAUAAACGAAUUUACUUUCUACGCCAAGAAUGACUGGUUAAGGUAGACACGAAAAUCUUUAACUGGCAACUUUUUCGAUGGCCACUUGAUUUUUUUUUUCAUACUUCAGUCCCCGGCAAGCUCGGCCGAAUUUCACCUUCCCAUACAAACGGAGUUUCGUUCUCAUUUUAAAACUACGAGUUGGAUUGUAAUGAAACUUUGCACAUACAAUGACAUGAGGUGUAUCUAGUAAUUAGUUUAUAUAGCUCCAGUUUAUAAAACAAACGAAAUAGAGCAACGAGUUUUGUAUAAAAAAACUUAUAUUCGCUGUAUUUUUUUAACUAUGGUAUCUGAAGCUACAUAAACUAAUUACGGACAUAGAUAUACCUUAUCCUAUUGUAAGUACAAAGUUUCAGAGCAAUCUAGCUAGUCGUUUUAAAAUGAGAGCGUAACUACGUUUGUAUGGAGAACCGAGGUUGCCGGGCUCUUAAAUACUAGGGUUUUAACUGUUACAACACACCACGAUAAUUGUUUAUAUGUAUAGAAUAUUUCAAGUAUACGCUAUUAAGUUUAUUUUUGAUAUGAUAAUGUGUAACUGUCGCAUACGUCUGCCGCAUGCCACAAUGCGACACGAACAAGCCACUAAAAUUCGUUGCGACGAAUGCUGUUUUAUUAUUGUAUAUUAUUAGUUUAUGUAUUGAAGCACUCGUAUGUAAAUGUAGUUGCUUUUUCUUAAUUAUAGAAUCGAGGAAUAUGUACUGUUAAAUGGUUUUACUAUGAAA
This is a messenger RNA of Cydia strobilella, 9076 nucleotides long. RefSeq lists its product as uncharacterized. NCBI's taxonomy places the organism in Eukaryota, Metazoa, Arthropoda, Insecta, Lepidoptera, Tortricidae. The record is from RefSeq and is a predicted model, not a curated record. The transcript is spliced from 11 exons. The coding region runs from base 218 to 1453 and encodes 411 amino acids.